AUGGAGGUUGAAACCCCAAUUGAAAUAUCAACGCAACGCUUUAAACGAUUGUUUUCAAAUGAAAUGCGUCCUUUGAUGACUUCUGAAAAUAUGCCAUACAUUCAACUGAUGUGGGCUUUAAUGAAAAUUCGGCUAGAAAAUGACAAAAUAGCGUCGAACACCACAGAACUCAUAAAAGACAAAACAAAAACGGCGACACAAAAAGUUCGGUUAGAAGAGCUUUUUCAAAAAAUUGAAAGUAAUCAAAAAACAAUCUCAGACAGUUUAGUGAAGAGUGCGGAACGAGUGAGAUGUACUAAAAAGGUUGAGAAUAUCCCAAUAAUUCCUCAAGACGCCUUAGAAUUGGAACACUCAUUACUCACACUAAAAACACUUAAUGAGAUGAACAAAGAGAAUUUGGAUCGCUUGAAAAAAAUAGAGAUAGUCAAGGAGCUCGGUACAUCUCUUCUUCGAAACGAAGGGUCACUUAUUACUCGACAACCACUCACCCCUUUCAAUUGA
This is a messenger RNA of Entamoeba invadens IP1, 501 nucleotides long. RefSeq lists its product as hypothetical. The record is from RefSeq and is a predicted model, not a curated record. Lineage: Eukaryota; Evosea; Mastigamoebida; Endamoebidae. Bases 1 to 501 code for a protein of 166 amino acids. The transcript has a single exon.